Molecule: messenger RNA, 2264 nt
Organism: Tripterygium wilfordii
Lineage: Eukaryota; Viridiplantae; Streptophyta; Magnoliopsida; Celastrales; Celastraceae
Product: cyclic nucleotide-gated ion channel 1-like
Exons: 7
Coding region: 147-2129 (660 amino acids)
Source: RefSeq, a predicted model, not a curated record
UGAAAAAAAAAAUGAAAAAAAAAGACUCGACUUCUUGGUUGGUGUGCUACACACUUCUGAUUUCUCAGUUGUUCUUCUCAAGUCGUCUCUAAGUUUUGUCCUUGGAAGAACAAAGUUUCAACUUGCAGGCAGCUUGAGGCUUCAAUAUGAGGCGGCAUACUGUGAAAGAUGAAGAGAUGGGAACCUCAAAUGUAAGCUAUGAAAUAGAGGAAGAUGGAGGAGAUUCAGAGGAAGAAAGAGAAAGAGAAAGAGAAAGAAAAACCUUUCUUUAUAAAUGGGUUAAGAUAUUCAUAGUGUUAUUAGCCCUUGCAGUGUCAUUACUGGAUCCUCUCUUCUUUUAUAUUCCUGUGGUCAAGAAUGAUAGCAAGAAGUGCAUUAGUAUGGACAAAAAGUUGGAGACCAUAGUGAUUGUUUUCCGUUCACUGGUAGACCUCUUCUAUGCGUUUUUCAUCGUUAUUCGACUUCACCAUGACUUUUUUGCUCCCUGUUAUAUGAUGUAUAAAGAAGGUGAAUUGGUUGAGCAUCUCUGGGAAAUAGCAAGUAAAUACUUGCUGCGUGCCUUACCACUUGACUUUCUAUCUGCUUUUCCCCUUCCGCAGGUGGUUCUUCUGAUCAUUGUCCCAACGAUGAGGGGAUCGAGGUUUUUGAAAGCAAUCUACUUGUUGAGAUCUGUUGUCCUUUGCCAGUAUGUGCCAAGGGUUCUCAGAACAUACAGUUUUGCGACUUCAGGUUCUUUUGGUGAACCUGCAAAGGCCAGAGCUCUGUUCAGUCCAUUUCUCCUCAUGCUAGCUAUCAAUGGAAUGGGAGGCCUAUGGUACUUUCUCUCCAUAGAAAGAUUGACGCAAUGCUGGCAUGAAGCCUGUGAAAACCAAGUUGGGUGUCUCAACUUGUUUCGCUGCAAGGACAAUAAUAUUGGAGACCUUACAUUUCUAAAUGAUUUUUGCCCUAGAGAUGCACACAAGACAGAGUUCUUUGACUUUGGAAUGUUCAGUGAUGCUCUUGAGUCUCGUAUUGUGGAGACUAGAGAUUUUCCAAAGAAGUUGUUGUAUUGUCUCCAUUGGGGUCUGCUAAGCUUGAGCUGCUUUGGUCAAAACCUCCAAACAAGCACCCAUGUCUGGGAAAACGUAUUUGCAAUUUCCAUUAUCACGUUAGGAUUGCUUUUGUUUUUAAUUCUCCUUGGAAACCUGCAGGCAACCCUGCAGGCUCGAAGUGCGAGAAAAGAAGAAAUGAGACGGCAAGCUCAAGAGAUGGAACAUUGGAUGCCAUUCAAAAUGGUCCCUGAACAUCUGAAAUCCCGGGUUCGGAGAUACCUGCGCUAUAAUUGGCUGGAAAGUAUAGGAGAUGAUAUGGAUAAAUUCCUUGUUAAUCUUCCCGAGGACCUCAGGAAGAGGAUAAAGAGUGAACUCCAUUUGAAAUUAAUCAAAAUGGUGCCUAUAUUUGAGAAAAUGGACAAACCAUCGUUGGAAGCAUUGUGCGACCGUCUCAAGGCAGUUAUUUACACAGAGGAAAGCUACGUAUUUCGGGAGGGAGAAGCAGUCACUGAGAUGCUCUUCAUCAUGCAAGGCAGGGCAAUUGCGACCAAUGGUGAUAGGGAUGGCUUCUAUAACUCUGCAUUUCUCGGAGGUGGUGACUUCUGUGGUGAAGAACUUCUCACUUGGGCUUUAGAGCCUCACUCCACUUCAAGACUCCCCAUCUCAACCAGAAACGUCCGAACCAUUACAGAAGUCAAAGCUUUCACUCUCAAGGCAGAAGACCUGAAGUUUGUUGCUACUCAGUUUCAGUGGCUCAGCGAUAAACGUCUCCACCAUGUAUUCAGAUUUUACUCCUGGCAAUGGAGGACCUGGGCAUCUUGUUUCAUACAAGCAGCCUGGCACGCUUAUCGUAAAAGGAAACACCUAGAAGAGGAGGAGAAUAGGUUGCAAGAUCCAUCAACCCAAGCAUGUGGAAAGUCUCUAAAAGAUCCAUCAACCCAAGCAUGUGGGAAGUCUAUAAGUCUGAAUACCGCUAUUUAUGCCUCGCGAUUUGCAGCCAAUGCACUUCGUGCUACACGCGGUUGGAAGGCACAGAUGAUACAACAUACGUUGCUGCAGAAGCCACCAGCGCCAGAUUUCAGUUAUGAUGAACAAUAGGUAGGCUGAGUGAACAAAUGAUGAAAGGUAUCUCCACCUCCAAAUCCUCCUGGAGGAAGAUGAGAGCAGAGAGACCUGUUACGAGUAGAGAAACCUUCAAACUAUUCUGAUGAAUGCUCAAACAUGUUUCAACUA